Molecule: messenger RNA, 480 nt
Organism: Paramecium sonneborni
Lineage: Eukaryota; Ciliophora; Oligohymenophorea; Peniculida; Parameciidae
Source: the annotation of a GenBank genome assembly
AUGUAGUCCUUUAGAGCCUCUUCAGAUUAUAUUUUGAAUUAAAUUCCACAAAUUCCUAAUUAAUAAAUAUCUAAAUUGGUUGAUGAAUUAGGGAAUCUAGAAAACUAUAAGUAAAAAAGUUACUAUAUUAUUAGUUUGAAAAAUGAAAAGCUUGAGAAUUAAAAGGAAAAUUAUGGAAGGCCUUAUAAAUCAACUAAACGUAUAUUUAAAAGAAAUAAGAAGUUUCCAAAUGAAUUAGAUAAUCAAUUAUUUAUGGAUGAAUCAUUAAUUAGUGAGACUGAAGGUAUGAUAGUAUUAUAAAUAAAUUUAGCCAAAUUAAAUUCUCUAUAUGGGGAAACCAUUUCUAUUUAAAAGAAUUUAUUAUAAAAUUAGAAAAGCGGUCCAAUAAAAGUUAUAAAUGCAAUUAAAAAAAUGGAUGAUAUUAAAUCCCUUAUAAAUAAAGUGACAGCAAAUAAAUUGAUGAAUAAGUUUAUAAUUUGA